AUGUUGGGCCGCCUAAUCAGGCGCGUGGCCAACCUGGAGGCCGCCAUCGCGGAGAGCACCGCCCAGCGCCGCGAGCUGCACAACCAGCUCGUGGAGCUGCGCGGCAACAUCCGGGUAUUCAGCAGGGUGAAGCCGCACCCGGCGAGCGCGCUGACUCUGGGUGGCGACGGCGCGUCGGUGCGGCUGUUUGCGGAGGGCAAGGACCAGGGCUUUACCUUCGACCGCGUGUUUGGGCCGCAGAGCACCCAGGCCGAGGUCUUCCAGGAGGUCUCCGAGCUGGUGCAGAGUGCGCUCGACGGCUUCAAGGUGUGCCUAUUUAGCUAUGGGCAAACAGGCGCCGGGAAGACCCACACGAUGCAGGGCAGCAAAGGCCCCGACGCCCAGGGAAUCAUCCCGCGCGCAAUACUGAAGAUUUUGGACGAGGUGGAGCGGCUGAAGGAGCAGGGGUGGGUGUACGAGCUGGAGGCCAGCUUCAUCGAGGUGUACAACGAGACCUUCAAGGACCUGCUGGCGGACGGCAAGGGCCGUGACGCCGGCAAGAUCACCGACCAGAAUGCGGUCAAGCACGGCGUCGCAGGCGGCCACACGCAGGUUGCAGGCGCGACAACUGUGCGCAUCACAACCACUGACGCGGCGGCAGCUCUGGUGCGCAAGGCGGCGCAGGCGCGCGCGUGCGAGGCCACGGCCAUGAACGCAGUGUCAUCGCGCUCCCACUCCGUCUUCAUGCUCAACAUCACCGGCCGGCACGCCGCCUCGGCCACCACCCUCCGCGGCGCGCUCAACCUCGUGGACCUCGCUGGCAGCGAGCGUCUGAACCGGUCUCAGGCGGAGGGCCAGCGGCAGAAGGAGGCCUGCUCCAUCAACAAGUCGCUGAGCAGCCUGGGCGACGUGUUUGCCGCGCUCGCCUCCAAGAGCGCCCACGUCCCCUACCGCAACUCCAAACUCACCCACCUCCUUCAGCCGUGCCUGGGCGGGAGCGGCAAGACGCUGAUGUUUGUGAACGUCAACCCGGAGGCGCCCUCGCUGCAGGAGACGCUGUGCUCCCUUCGCUUUGCCGCCAAGGUCAACUCCUGCGAGACCGCUGCGCGCGGCGGAGCAAAGCGGCAUGUCGAACGGGCCGGCUGCGAGGCGCCCUCUUCCUCUGCCGCCACUGCACAGGUGACGCUUCACAGCAUCCCAUCUCUCAGCAAACAUGCCAGCCUUGCUGGACUGUAUAUGUAA
Messenger RNA from Coccomyxa subellipsoidea C-169, 1221 nucleotides. RefSeq names its product kinesin-domain-containing protein. The coding region runs from base 1 to 1221 and encodes 406 amino acids. The transcript has 7 exons. Gene Ontology annotation, molecular function: microtubule binding; ATP binding; microtubule motor activity. The record is from RefSeq and is a predicted model, not a curated record. Gene Ontology annotation, biological process: microtubule-based movement. Lineage: Eukaryota; Viridiplantae; Chlorophyta; Trebouxiophyceae; Coccomyxaceae.